Molecule: messenger RNA, 2223 nt
Organism: Penicillium concentricum
Lineage: Eukaryota; Fungi; Ascomycota; Eurotiomycetes; Eurotiales; Aspergillaceae
Product: WD40 repeat domain-containing protein
Exons: 7
Biological process (GO): proteasome-mediated ubiquitin-dependent protein catabolic process
Cellular component (GO): GID complex
Molecular function (GO): protein binding
Source: RefSeq, a predicted model, not a curated record
AGUGACUAUUCAUUUGACCCCGUGACAACUGCAUCGCCCCUCUUCAACGGAGCUCCUGGCGAUUACUUAUCGGACACCCGCCACCGCUUGAGAGCCAGGGGAUUGGGCAGAUCUAGAGAUAUUGUCGAACUGGCUCAAAAUUCAUCACCGCAUAGCCCCUUUAUCACCCCCGACGACCCUAAUCCUCUUUUACCCAUCACAGCUCCCGCCUCGGUAGGGAAUCCCGGCUCCCAAACGUCAGAGUUCCUGUCCGCAUCUCAACCCAGUUCAUCUACCCCUCGGACCAACCGUCGUCGCCGCCUUUCGAGCCCCCUAGAUAACCUUGGUCCCUCAUCAGCAGGGACCGGACACCUUCCGCGAAUAGCACGUGAGACUACACCUCAAAGUUAUCCCAGCCUUGGCCGACCGGACGGCCGACCUCCUUCCCCCAAGCGCAGGCGCCUGGUAAUCAUGCGUUCCGAUGGAAUAUCAACAGAAAAUGGCAUCCCAGACCCCUCGAACGAAUCACUUGCAUUGACUUCGAGGAAGACGGGUUUGAAUGGGCAAGCGGCAACCAACGGGAGCUCUCAUACAAAUGGCUCUAAAAGGCCACCCCAGUCCUCUACCUACUACGGCCACAACAGGGAGGAGGUGACGCGAAUUUUGAUACAGAGUCUAUAUGAGUUGGGUUAUAAUGGGUCGGCAUCACUGUUAAGCUCGGAGAGUGGCUAUGAACUGGAAACGUCAGGGGUUGCAACGUUCCGGAGUGCGGUGUUAGGCGGAAAAUGGCCAGAGGCUGAGAGAAUCUUGAUUCAGUCGUUUCGAAAUGCCGGAUCACAACAGGUCGAUCGGAAAUCUCCACAAGAGGAGACUCUGAUAUUAACAGAGGAGGCCGAUAGGAACGAGAUGCUAUUCUAUCUCCGACAACAGAAAUUCCUCGAGUUGUUAGAAGCGCGCGAUCUAGCUGCAGCUCUCAACGUCCUUCGGCAAGAACUGACGCCCUUGAAUUUUGACGUUGAGCGACUGCACGCGCUAUCAAGUCUUCUUAUGUGCUCGACCGAAGUCUUACAUGCUCAAACGGGAUGGGAUGGCUCUGUUAGCUCGUCUCGUGAACGACUGCUUGGCGAGUUGUCAAAAUCUAUAUCUCCUUCCGUGAUGAUCCCGCAGCAUCGCCUGGCCGUUUUACUAGAUCAAGUCAAGCAGACUCAAAUCAACAACUGCUUUUAUCAUAAUACCGCGGAACCUCCCUCGCUCUACUCUGACCAUAUGUGCGACCGAAACGAUUUCCCAUUGGACGUCAGUGUGGACUUGACGCAGCACUCAGAUGAAGUGUGGUAUUGCGAGUUUUCUCACGAUGGCUCCAAGCUGGUCACUGCAGGCAAGGACCAUAAUGUGCUUAUCUAUAACACAACCGACUUCAAUGUUAUUCACAGACUUACGGAACACGAGGGUGGAGUUGCGUUCGCCAGUUGGAGUCCAGAUGACUCCAAACUAAUUACUUGCUCGCAAGAUAACAAGGCACGCGUAUGGAGUGUCGAGAGCGGUCGCUGUCUACUCACAAUCAACCACCACCGUCAACCGGUGACUGCGGCUGCCUGGACGGCAGAUGGUGAAUCUUUUGUGACAGCCUCUCUCGAUGCUGAAUCACAGCUCCGUCACUGGAGCAUGCGAGGUCAGUCUUUAUACACGUGGAAAGGCGGAUUCCGUGUACAGGACUGUGCUAUUAGCGCCGACGGCCGACGCCUUGUUGCUGCCGACACAGAAGGGAAGGUCCAUGUGUACAACAUGCUCACAUAUGAGGAAGAUUACUGUCUCCCACUGCCGAGUAAACCGACUUCGGUUGCUAUCAGCAAAGACUCACGGCAUGUGCUUAUAAACCUGGCUGAGGGCGAGAUUCAACUAGUUGACAUGGAAACUACUGCUGUUGUUCGUCACUUCAAGGGACAGAAGCAAGGCGAGUUUGUGAUUCGCAGCACAUUCGGAGGAGCAGCUGAAAAUUUUGUCGUCAGCGGAAGUGAAGACUCGAAAGUCUACAUCUGGCACAAAGAAAACGGCAAUAUCGUAGAGACCCUGGAAGGACAUAUCUCAGGAUGCGUUAACUCAAUAUCAUGGAACCCAGCAGACCCGGGGAUGUUCGCAUCAGCAGGCGAUGACAGUGCACUGGUCUCGAGACAGCAAUCGAUCCCGUCCAGUGGGACCAGUCCAACGCAGCGGUGUACUCUCAAAUGGAGUUACGCGGACUAG